Phytophthora sojae is the source of this 708-nucleotide messenger RNA. RefSeq lists its product as hypothetical. Gene Ontology annotation, molecular function: NADPH binding; NADH binding; 6,7-dihydropteridine reductase activity. Bases 1 to 708 code for a protein of 235 amino acids. The record is from RefSeq and is a predicted model, not a curated record. Gene Ontology annotation, cellular component: cytoplasm. The transcript is spliced from 5 exons. Lineage: Eukaryota; Oomycota; Peronosporomycetes; Peronosporales; Peronosporaceae. Gene Ontology annotation, biological process: tetrahydrobiopterin biosynthetic process; L-phenylalanine catabolic process.
AUGUCCAAGAAGCUGCUCGUUGUUGGCGGCGCCGGUGCGCUAGGCCGCGGUGUGGUGAAACACUUCGCCCGUGCGUCUUGGGGCGUCACGUCCGUGGGAUUCUCGGCCAACGAGGACGCCGAGAACAACGUGCUGCUGCCUGUAAGCAACUCGCUCAAGCAGGCGGAGCAAACGCUGCAGGAGAUCUCCAGCAGGAAUGGCAAGAUGAACACCGUCGUGUGCACUGCUGGCGGCUGGGCUGGCGGCAGCAUCCGCGACGCGGACUCUCUUCUGAACUUGAGCGACAUGCACACCAAGAACUUGGAGUCGGCCUUCCUGGCAACGUACUUGGCCAGCCAUUUGCUGGUACCCGGUGGCCUGCUAGUGCUGACGGGAGCGACCGCUGCUCUCAAGGCUACGCCUGGCAUGGUGUCGUACGGAGCAAGCAAGGCGGCCACCCACCAUCUGAUCGCCAGCGCUGUGUCUGAGCUUCCGGACGAUUCGUCCGUGCUGGGCGUGCUUCCGCUGACGAUCGAUACGCCGAUGAACCGCAAGUUCAUGGCCGAUGCGGACUUCUCUACCUGGACCAAGGCGGAGGACAUUGGCGAGAAGAUUUUGGAGUGGUCUGACGCCCCUUACGCUGCUCGCCCUUCGAGUGGACAUUUGAUCACUGCCACCACGGAGAACAACACAACGACGUGGAAAGACGUUGGCAACCCGUUUCAGUAG